This is a messenger RNA of Eruca vesicaria subsp. sativa (arugula), 1663 nucleotides long. NCBI's taxonomy places the organism in Eukaryota, Viridiplantae, Streptophyta, Magnoliopsida, Brassicales, Brassicaceae. The record is from the annotation of a GenBank genome assembly.
AUACACACAGAGAUCUCUGAUCUGCGAGAAAACAGAAAAAGUCCAACGACCGUUAAAACGAAAUAACCAUCAGAAUAACUGGAUCCGUUAUCUCUCCGUUACAAACCAUGCCGUCUUCUCCGAGGCUGAAACUCUUCCACGCGCGUACAUCACCCUCCACGCGCCGAUCAACCUCUCUGAUCGUGCUCACCUCUCUCGCGAUCGGACUAUUCGGAUUCCUCUUCGGACUCUCCGCCGUUAUUUUCCCUGGCCGGACCUGCCUCACGAACUCCCCUCCGAAGACGGUUAAAGUCGUCUGGGACGUCGCCGGAAACGGGAACGGUAAUGGCGUUAUCAACGGAGUCAAGAGGCAUAAGGUGAUGGGAUUCGUCGGUAUCCAAACCGGAUUCGGAUCAGCUGGACGGAGAAAAGCGCUCAGGGACACGUGGAUGCCGUCCGAUCCAGAAGGACUUCGACGCUUGGAGGAGUCAACAGGAUUGGCUAUUAGGUUUAUAAUAGGCAAAACCAAAGAUGCAGCGAAGAUGGCUGAGCUUAGAAGGGAGAUUGCAGAGUAUGAUGAUUUUGUACUGCUUGAUAUAGAGGAGGAGUAUAGUAAGCUACCAUACAAAACGUUAGUUCAAGAGAGAGUAACAUUUUCUCUGGAUUCAAAUCUUGUUUUGUUUGGUAAUGUGAGAGGCUUGGUGUUUUAUAUGCUCUGUAUUUUCUGUAGCUUGGCGUUCUUCAAAGCUGCAUACGCUCUGUAUGAUUCAGAGUUCUAUGUUAAAGCUGAUGAUGAUAUAUAUUUGAGGCCAGAUCGUUUGUCUUUGCUGUUGGCUAAAGAGAGGAGUCACUCGCAGACAUACCUUGGAUGCUUGAAAAAAGGUCCUGUUUUUACUGAUCCAAAGCUAAAAUGGUAUGAACCUUUGGCAGAUUUGCUGGGGAAAGAGUACUUUCUUCAUGCUUAUGGCCCCAUUUAUGCUCUUUCUGCUGAUGUUGUCACCAGUUUGGUUGCCCUCAAGAAUAACAGUUUUAGGAUGUUUAGCAACGAGGACGUGACAAUAGGUGCGUGGAUGCUGGCAAUGAACGUCAACCACGAGAACCACAAGACCCUUUGUGAAGGAGAGUGCUCACCCUACUCCAUUGCUGUUUGGGAUAUACCAAAAUGCUCAGGGCUUUGUAACCCAGAGAAAAGGAUGUUGGAGCUUCACAAGAUAGAGAGCUGCUCAAAGAGCCCGACUUUACCAUCAGAAGAUGAGUGAUCUGACCUCUUAUAUAUAUCUCUCUCCUUUGAUGGUCGAAGAUCCGAGGUGACGCUUCCGCCAUUGAAGUUGCAGCUUCGCACAGAUUGUACAAGACUUUUUUUUUCAUUUACUCUGCUCUGUACUUUAGGUGGCAAUGCCAGAAAAGCGUGGAUAGUUGAUCGUUCGCUUAAACGGCUUUUAGGGUUUAUAAAACUAGGGUUAGUAAAUUUUGGAUCAUUCCUUGUUGUACAAGUAUAAAGUUGAAUUAAUUGCAAUUUCGAACUCACAUUAUCGAUGAGGAAAGAGGGGAAAAAUGAUACAGUAUUAAUCGAUCAAGCUUUUGUUUUACCAUAGAAGAAAAUUGAUUUAUAUCUUAUGUAAAUAUUAAUUGAUAUUAAGAUAUGAAAAAGUUUGAAUCAUAGAUUAAGAGACUCCUAGUGUUA